GGCUAACAUGCUAAUAUUUUUUAUGGGGAAAAAACUGACAUCAAACCAUCAUUACACUUUCACUUUGUAGGAAAACAAAUAGGCUAGGUUUCGUUUACUGAACCCAGAAGCUAACAGCUUUCGAUGUUGCUUUCAGUUUGAUGAGCGAGUUCUCCAGUCCAUGGAUCCACAGAGUCUGAAGUUUUCAUCCUCGCGGUGAACAUGUUGUGUUAUUGGGGAGCGCAGGUCCGAGAAGGAUUCGGUCUGUUAAAACCCGAGCAGGUCAAACAUGGAAACUGGGGGUUAAAAUCCAUCUGUACGAAAUCAGCUGUUCAGGACAUCUCAGCAGGGAAAUGUUUCGUUGGAUUCAUCCGGGAUGGGAAGGCGUCGGUGCUGAGACUGCGCGAUAAAGACAGUGCCCAAGAUGGAAAACUAAAGCAACUGGAGCUAAAGAAGGACAGAAUCAGAUCGAUUGUCUGUGGAGAAGCUGGUGCGGUUCUUCUGGCUGAUGGUGGAAAAGUUCUCGUUAUGGACAAAUAUACAGUGUGCAGGCCUUUUAAAGGUCUGGACAACAGACAGGUGAUUCAGAUUGCAUGUGGAGACCAGCAUUCAAUGGCACUAACCAAAGAUGGUCAGUUGUUCGUAUGGGGGGAGAACGCUCAUGGUCAGUUGGGGUUGAAGAAAGAGCAAGCAGGCACUCAGUCUCCUCAACACCUCCAGAGUCUGUAUGGGAUCCCAGUGGCUCAGAUCAGCGCUGGAGGAAACCACAGCUUUGUGUUGUCUCUGUCUGGAGCCGUGUUUGGGUGGGGAAGCAACUCUGCUGGACAGUUGGGUCUCGGAGACACUACAGACAGAUUCGUCCCUACAGUUGUAAAAAGCUUGAGUGGAAAGAAAACAGUGUCCAUCUCAUGUGGAGGAGAACACACUGCUACUCUUUCAAAGGGAGGCACAGUAUUCACAUUUGGAUCAGGAGGUUUCGGUCAGCUUGGGCACAACUCAUUUAAAGAUGAACAUCACCCACGACUGGUUGCUGAACUUUGGGGAUCUAAAGUGUCACAGGUCACAUGUGGGAGACAUCACACUCUUGUAUUAGUUGCAUCAACAAAUCUAGUCUACUCAUUUGGAUGUGGGAUGCAAGGGCAGCUGGGAAGUGGAGAACAGAUCAAGCAGUCUGUGCCGUUACCAGUGCUUCUGCCAACUGAUUGUAAUCGUGAGUUUACAAUGGAGAAACUCAUCGCUGGGGAAAAACAUUCAUUUGCCUUGUUUUUCAAAAAUCCUGGGAAUGAGUCUGCAAAACCUAAAUCUAGCACGAAAGGAGGUAUUUUGACACUAAAUUACAAAAUGAUUGACCGCUGGGUGUCUGGAAGUUACCCAUGGGCAACAGUAAAGAAGGAAAUCAAAAACGUCUUCUCAUCUGCUGUCUGCUUAAAUGGAAGUUUUCUCAAACCAAGCCUCGAUGAACAGGAUUUUGAGCUGGUUGGGAAAGCUUUUUCAAAGUUAUUAGAGAAUGAAAAGGUGAUCUCAGAGGUGGUGAAGGUGGUUCAGCAGACUCUGUUGCCGUCUUUGAACCCAAAGCCAGCUCAUGAGGAAUCGCUGAGACUUUAUCUUCUCCUCCCUGGGCUAAUCAAAGGUCUCGAGCAACACCAAAGAAGUGAACUUAGUAAAGCUCUGGCCUCCAAAAUCCUGAAGCUGAAUCCUGAAGCUUGUGAAAUGUUAGAGAUGUUCUGGUCCAAACUUCCCGAUGACUGGCUCAAAGGCUUGGUGAAGCUAUUUCACAAUGAAUCUGCUGAUCUGAUUGACGAUAUGUCUGUGUGUGUAAUGGAUCCGGAUCUCAAAUACCUGCAGAACUCAUUACAAAUCCUUCAGAUGGCCUAUAAGGUCUGUUGCGGUUCACACAGUGACAUCACUAUUAGUGAUUUCAUCAUUUAUGAGAUCAGUGAUCUUCUAGAUGCGCUGGAGGCCACCAUAGAAGACCUGGGCGAUUGGGAUCCAUUCAUGGAUUAUGUUUACAUGAUGAAUUUGAAAGAUUUUUACAUCAGAACACUUAAAAUAUUGGUCAAGUUCCCUUUUGUGGCUGACUAUGCAUCUAAACGGAGAAUGUUUGAUUCCCUUGAGAACGAACAGAUACAGAGAACUGCAAACAGGUUUUUAAGGAAUGACAGUUUCAACGUGUUGCACGUAAAUAGAGAGUCAUUGUUGAUGGACACACUGAAGUAUCUCAGGCAAAACACCCACUCAUUUUCCCAACCAUCAAAGGUGGCGUUCAUCGGGGAGAAUGGAAUAGAUAUGAGGGGUUUAUCAGCAGAAUUCUUCUCCCUUCUCUCCAAGUCUCUUCUUAAAUGGGAUAAAAAGGUUCUGGAAGUUCAUCCAAGUUCACUGGUUUGGUUCAAUCCUCAUUAUACACGGGGCAAUAAGAAUUUCUAUCUUGGAGUGAUCUGUGGAAUGGCGCUCUACAACAGACAUUACAUCAACAUUGACUUUCCACUGGCCUUAUUCAAGAAACUCCUCCAGCAGAAGCCCAAUCUGGAUGAUCUAGAUGAGCUUUCACCUGUGGAGGCCAGAUGUCUGAAAAACCUUCUUAAGGUGGACGAGGAAGUAGUGGAAUUGCUCUUUUUGGAUUUCACAGUCAAAGGGCAUGAACUGGUUCCAAAUGGAAGUCAAAUUCUAGUGAACAAAGUUAAUAGACAGAAGUAUGUGGAUUUAUACAUCGACUUCGUGUUCAACAAGUCUGUGAAGACUCAGUUCGAGCAGUUUUCGAGAGGUUUCUCUAAGGGCUGCCCGCUCGAUGCAUGGACUAUGUUUCACCCUGAAGAGCUGCAGGAGCUUCUCCACGGCUCUCCUCAAUAUAACUGGAAGGAGCUUCAACAGUCGGCUUCCUAUGAAGGCUGUUCUGCCUCUGAUGAGCUUGUCAAGAACUUCUGGACUGUUUUCUUUGAGCUUUCUGAAGAGAACAAGAAGAAAUUUCUGAUGUUCUUGUAUGGAGCGGAGCGUGUACCUGCUGGAGGUUUCUCAAAGCACCGAAUCAAGAUUUCUCAGAGAGACUGUCCUGAUCCAGAUGACCAUUUACCAAAGGCCCAGACCUGUUUUGGCAGAUUAGUUCUUCCAAAAUACAAUGAUAUCAACACACUUCGCAACAAGCUAAUACAUGCAAUAAACUUUUGUGAGUUUUUUGGUCUAGAGUAAACAUCUCUCAACAUUCCAGAUGUCAAAGUUGUCAAUAUAAAAAUAUAUGCAAUAAAGUGCAUGCUGCUGAACAUUUUGGUUUGCAGUGCCUAUACCGUAUGUAAAACGUUACUCGAACCAUGUGGUUUCAUUUUCCUUGAGUAUCCUAAUGUGCAUCACAAAUCACUAUUAUGUUGGAAAACAUGUUGUAUAGUUAAAAAUAUUUAAA
Messenger RNA from Danio aesculapii, 3370 nucleotides. RefSeq names its product HECT and RLD domain containing E3 ubiquitin protein ligase 56.2 (gene herc56.2). The transcript is spliced from 24 exons. The record is from RefSeq and is a predicted model, not a curated record. Gene Ontology annotation, molecular function: ubiquitin protein ligase activity. Bases 202 to 3162 code for a protein of 986 amino acids. Gene Ontology annotation, biological process: ubiquitin-dependent protein catabolic process; protein ubiquitination. NCBI's taxonomy places the organism in Eukaryota, Metazoa, Chordata, Actinopteri, Cypriniformes, Danionidae.